AUGAGAUGCUCUGCUUUACAUAAGAACAGUCAUGUUGUGAUCAAAGGUAGGCAAUGCCAAAUGAGUCAAUCCAUCAAUUUAAAACAAGACCAUUAUCAGUCUAAAAUCCUUGAAUCUUUUUCUUCAGAUCAUCAUGUCAUGUCUCCCAAGACUGGAAAGCACAGUCACAUCAAGGUUUGUUUAAUGGUUGUGAUCAAUACCUUCACUGACAAGAGAUGA
Messenger RNA from Melampsora larici-populina 98AG31, 219 nucleotides. RefSeq lists its product as uncharacterized. Lineage: Eukaryota; Fungi; Basidiomycota; Pucciniomycetes; Pucciniales; Melampsoraceae. The transcript has a single exon. The record is from RefSeq and is a predicted model, not a curated record. Bases 1 to 219 code for a protein of 72 amino acids.